CUCGUUUCCAACAAGAUGCCUUAUUUCACAAAACUCCUUUUAUUAAUUUUCUGCUUAGUUCUUCUCGUGGAAAGCAGAAGGCACAGGAGGAGGAGGUGGACAACCCAUCCGGAUGUGCAGAGGGCAAGCCACAUCUUUAAGAGGAAUCGGGACUUGACCAAGGCCUGGAGAGGAAAGACGGAGCAGCUUCUCAGAGUGGACGAACACGACUUCACCAUGCGGCCGGCCUUUGGAGGCCCUGCCAUUCCUGUUGGGGUGGAUGUGCAAGUUGAAAGCUUGGACAGUAUUUCUGAGGUUGACAUGGAUUUCACCAUGACCUUGUACUUAAGGCACUACUGGAAGGACGAGCGUCUCUCGUUUCCCAGCACCAACAACAAGAGCAUGACCUUUGAUGGCAGGUUGGUGAAGAAGAUCUGGGUCCCUGAUGUCUUCUUUGUGCAUUCCAAGAGGUCCUUCAUCCAUGACACCACCACGGACAACAUCAUGCUGCGAGUGUUCCCCGAUGGGCACGUCCUCUACAGCAUGAGGGUCACAGUGACAGCAAUGUGCAACAUGGACUUCAGCCAUUUCCCCUUGGACUCUCAGACAUGUUCUCUGGAGCUGGAAAGCUAUGCUUACACUGAUGAAGAUCUGAUGCUGUAUUGGAAAAAUGGGAAUGAAUCUCUGAAAACUGAUGAAAAAAUUUCUUUGUCUCAGUUUUUGAUACAAAAGUUCCACACCACAUCAAGACUGGCUUUCUACAGUAGCACAGGUUGGUACAAUCGCCUCUAUAUAAACUUCACCUUACGCCGACACAUCUUCUUCUUCCUGCUCCAAACCUACUUCCCUGCCACUCUCAUGGUCAUGCUGUCCUGGGUGUCCUUCUGGAUCGACCGACGAGCAGUUCCUGCCAGAGUCUCUUUGGGGAUAACCACUGUGCUGACCAUGUCCACAAUCAUCACUGGGGUGAAUGCCUCCAUGCCUCGUGUUUCCUACAUCAAAGCAGUGGACAUUUACCUGUGGGUCAGUUUUGUGUUUGUUUUCCUCUCGGUGCUGGAAUACGCAGCUGUGAAUUACCUGACAACAGUGCAAGAGCGGAAGGAGAGGAAACUGCGGGAGAGGUUUUCGUGUUCGUGUGGAAUACCUCACUCGAAAACUAUGAUGCUGGAUGGAAACUACAGUGAAUCUGAUGCCAACAGCCUGGCAGGGUACACAAGAAACCAGAUGGCAGCAGAAGAGGAAAAACCAGAAAAGAUGGUUGUGCAUCUAGCCAUGAGCAAUGAAUCUAAUUCAUCAAGGAAGAGAGGCCUGAAGGGCCAAGUGGGCUUGCGCAUCAUCCAGAACACUCAUGCAAUUGAUAAAUAUUCAAGGUUAAUAUUCCCAGGCACCUAUAUAUUUUUUAAUUUGAUAUAUUGGUCUGUCUUUAGCUAA
Zonotrichia leucophrys gambelii is the source of this 1410-nucleotide messenger RNA. Its product is annotated as gamma-aminobutyric acid receptor subunit rho-2. The record is from RefSeq and is a predicted model, not a curated record. Gene Ontology annotation, cellular component: GABA-A receptor complex; synapse; plasma membrane. Gene Ontology annotation, biological process: chloride transmembrane transport; regulation of membrane potential; signal transduction. NCBI's taxonomy places the organism in Eukaryota, Metazoa, Chordata, Aves, Passeriformes, Passerellidae. The transcript has 9 exons. Gene Ontology annotation, molecular function: GABA-A receptor activity; extracellular ligand-gated monoatomic ion channel activity; chloride channel activity. The coding region runs from base 16 to 1410 and encodes 464 amino acids.